CGUGUGUUAAAUGAAAUACCGGACAGCGUUGUCGCGCAAGAAGCGAACAAGUUGGACACGCCAGCCCCUCUGGACAAGUGUCAAUCCCAGGGACAGGUGUCUGCAUACGUCGAACUAGACUUCACCCCAUCGCAAGCUGUCAUACGUCUGAGUUCCGAACAAAGUUCACGAUGAGUGACUUCCCUUAUGAUCCGAACCCACAUCAGCAACAACAGCAGAAGCAAGAGCAACAGCUUCAGGAGCGACAACAUGAAGAAGCUGAAACGAGUCGUGUGGGUACGGUACGUUGUUCUGCCGCCCUGACUCGCGUCACAAAGGACAUCAACGACUUGGACCUGCCCAGUACGUGUCAGACGGUGUUCCCGAACCCCGACGACCUGAUGAACUUCAAGCUGACCAUCUGUCCCGAAGAGGGCUUCUACCGCAACGGUCGGUUCGUGUUCAACUUUCGAGUCGGCGACAGCUAUCCGCACAAGCCGCCCAAGGUGAAGUGCGAGACGCGAGUGUUCCACCCGAACAUCGACCUCAAGGGUCACGUGUGCCUCAACAUACUACGCAGUGAUUGGAAUCCAGUGAUGACCCUGGGUUCGGUCGUGGUCGCGCUGCAGUUCGUCCUCCUCGAGCCCAACACGGACGAUCCGUUCAACGAGGAAGCCGGACAGGUGCUUCUUCACAACCGGAAACUGUUCGAGGAGUACGUCGGAAUAUCUAUGUCCGGAGGGCGCGUCGGGUCGACGUACUACGACUACUGCCUCAAGUAACCUGUCGUCCGCGGUUCAUGUAACCCUCCGCACCGUGCACCUUCCUUUAGCAGACGUCAAUAAAAGUGUCGUGACGUCAGCUGCUUGUACCCGUUGCUAAUAUGCGU
This is a messenger RNA of Rhipicephalus sanguineus (brown dog tick), 868 nucleotides long. RefSeq names its product NEDD8-conjugating enzyme Ubc12. The record is from RefSeq and is a predicted model, not a curated record. Gene Ontology annotation, biological process: protein neddylation. NCBI's taxonomy places the organism in Eukaryota, Metazoa, Arthropoda, Arachnida, Ixodida, Ixodidae. Gene Ontology annotation, cellular component: nucleus. Gene Ontology annotation, molecular function: NEDD8 transferase activity. The transcript has a single exon. The coding region runs from base 171 to 761 and encodes 196 amino acids.